Rhagoletis pomonella (apple maggot) is the source of this 1583-nucleotide messenger RNA. RefSeq names its product CD63 antigen. Bases 606 to 1295 code for a protein of 229 amino acids. The transcript is spliced from 5 exons. The record is from RefSeq and is a predicted model, not a curated record. Lineage: Eukaryota; Metazoa; Arthropoda; Insecta; Diptera; Tephritidae. Gene Ontology annotation, cellular component: membrane.
UUAAUGCUGAUCAGCUCGACAGCAUGAAGGCGAAUAUAAAAAAGCUGUAGGCUGCAACAACACAAAAAGCAAUUCUUGCGCCGAAAGAAGAAAGGGGAAAAAUACAAAACAAAAAAAAAACAGAUCUAUUAGCAAUUAAAAGUUGGUGUUUUUGUUUUCUUGUUUUGCUUUCGUAAAAAUUUUCCCACACGCCAUGAAGAUCGAAAAUUUUGUCAUCGUUGAGCUCAUCGCUUUGCAAAGGUAACGAUGGCACAAACCAGAGCAGAUCAUCAGGGCCACUUUGGCGCUUUGUUGCUGCUUAUUGACGAUUUAGUUUUGAAAAUUUGUACGUGAACGUGCUUCGAAAGGGGCGGCGGAUGCGCCGGUUUACAAAACAGAAUUUAGUGAAUUUAUUUGUGAUUUUUUCUUUGGGUGUAAAGAAAUUCGCUAUUGUGUAAUUUUUUUUUUCAUACGUAACUGAGUGCAUAUAGAAGGUGUUAGUGGAUCAGUAUUAUUUUGAUAGGAAUUGAAUUUUAAAGUGAUUAUUUUAAUGUAAAAAUAUAGAAAAAUAUAUUAAGAAAUUAUUGUACAUGUGGCUGGUGCAUUUGGAAAACCGAGUUUAAAAAAUGUUUCGUUGCACCAAAAAGCGCCUGAAAUUCACCUUAUUCGCUUUUAAUGCGAUUUGUGCUAUGAUGGGUGUAAUUUUAAUAUGGUUUGGAUCGUGGCUAUAUAGUAACAGAGAAGAAGUUGAUGUGGAUAACAGUGAAGCCUUGAUUGCUACUGUUAUUCUUGUACUCGGCACUGUUUUAGUGGUAAUGGCAUUCUUUGGUUGUGUUGGCACAUACACGGAGUCCAAGAGCAUGUUGAUAAGUUAUGCUGUGAUUUUAGUUAUUCUAUUGGUAAUACAAAUAUUCCUUGUAAGCAUCAGCUACACUGCGGCUAGUGGAAGUCUCUCAAGUGGGCUGCAACGAGGAUUCGACGAACUUUGGGAUAAAGGUCACACAAACAUCAAUACAACGCUAUCCUUCUAUGAAGAGUGGCUUCACUGUUGUGGAAAAAAUAGCGCCAAUGACUACUUCCAAAUGGAUAAAGUUCCGCCGGCGAGCUGCUGUCGCUAUCAGGAUUGCAGGAAUGUACUAAAUCUCUAUGUGGAAGGUUGUGAGCAGAAAUUUGGCGAAUACGUGCGUGAGAAGACGAAUAGUUUCAAUAUAGUCAGCUGGUGUUUGAUACUGACGGAGUUUAUUGGCUCUGUAUUUGCUUGCAUUUUGGUUGAUAGCAUCAGAAAUUAUCGCGAUCGCAUACGUUUCUAUAAUUGAAAUGGCAACAAUUGAAUUUCUCUCUUCAAAAAAUGCACAUACACACCUCGUUCCUUCGCACAGCAUAGUAUUGUUAAUCUAAUGAUCGAAAAUCCGAAAAAUUGUUGACUCAAUACGUUAAUUAUAAUAAUUAGUAAAAUAUCUAUUGUAUUUUUAGUUUAUUAUUUAACUGAAGUUACAUUAUUGUUUUAAACUUAGCUAAAAUUUUAUAUGAAUAAUUGUUGUUUAGUUGUAAGUUACUAAAUUGUAUGUUAACCUCGAAGAAAAAUAAACCUAAAUUCAAUUAUG